This is a messenger RNA of Camponotus floridanus (Florida carpenter ant), 915 nucleotides long. Its product is annotated as juvenile hormone acid O-methyltransferase. The record is from RefSeq and is a predicted model, not a curated record. The coding region runs from base 67 to 915 and encodes 282 amino acids. The transcript is spliced from 6 exons. NCBI's taxonomy places the organism in Eukaryota, Metazoa, Arthropoda, Insecta, Hymenoptera, Formicidae.
UUCUGUACAGAUUUCGUGUGUGCGUUGUUGUCAUCAAUUUUGUACGGCUUUGAUUCCAUAAAAAUAAUGAAGGUCAAUCCAGAGGAAACUUUAAAAGAAAAAAAUGUUAGUCUCUAUACAGACGCAUGGGAUCUAAAAUAUGAAGGGUUAGUGCCACCUGGAAAAUGCAUGGAAAUCAAUUGUUCUUUCGGAUAUACAACGAGACAUUUUCUUUUGCCAAAGAUACAUAAAAUGCUUCAUCGAAAAUCGACAAUAAUAGGUACUGAUAGUUCAGAAAGCAUGAUCGAAUAUGCUAGGAAAAAUUAUGAUAAUACUGACCGAAUCGAUUUUGAAGUUCUUGAUAUUCAAACGAAAGGUGUUUUGCCGGAAAAAUAUAUCGCCGAAUUUGAUCAUAUAUUUUCAUUUCCCACCGUGCAUUCUCGUAAUGAUAUUCUGCAAGAGUUUCAGAAUGUUUAUAAGAUGUUGAAACCUGGAGGGAUAUUCCAUUUAAGUAUGAUUGUAUCUCACGAUGCAUUUAAAAUAUAUGACUGUAUGAAAGAUUAUCCAUUUUAUGGAUCAUAUUUCGAGAAAUACACUUCGCCGUUUCAACAUGCAUGUGGUGCUGAUACAGAUGUAUGUCAAUUACUACUAAAUGCCGAUUUUUUUAUAAAGUACUGCGAUCUUGACAGUGUCGAAUAUGAAUCCAAUUAUCUUUUACCCUACAUUUUUUGCGGCCUUCCUUUUAUAAACGAGAUGUCACCUGGACAACAAAAGUAUAUGGAAAAUAUAUUUACAAAUCAAUUGAAUGUAAUGAAAGGAUCCGUUUAUCAAAGUAAUUUAAAUACUUGUACCGAUAAAUAUGAUAUUGUAUCAAUACACGCAAUUAAGCCAAGGAUUAAACCAGUAACAAAGACAGUAAUAAAAAUAUAUAAUUAA